Carassius gibelio (silver crucian carp) is the source of this 3402-nucleotide messenger RNA. RefSeq lists its product as uncharacterized. The transcript has 4 exons. The record is from RefSeq and is a predicted model, not a curated record. NCBI's taxonomy places the organism in Eukaryota, Metazoa, Chordata, Actinopteri, Cypriniformes, Cyprinidae. The coding region runs from base 1174 to 2898 and encodes 574 amino acids.
CUCAACUCGUAACUUAAGCCACCGAGGAAGACGAUUCACCAACGCAAACAUGGCUCAUCUUUUAGUCAACAAAAAAAUACUGGUUCGGCCUUCGGAAGAAUUCACGUCCAGUCUCGAGAAGAACUAACUGAAUUAGAGCUGGCCGUCGGAAGUCAAAGCCCUGUUCAAAUGGAUCAAAAUUUGCCAUCUGCGAAAGCAGUUUCCCAGCACUUUAUGAAUGGAUGGUUGAAAAGUGAAGAUGACAUUUCACCGACCUUGCAACCAGACUUCAUUAAGACAGAAAUACAAGUUAAAGUGGAACCUGAUCAAGAUGACUCUUCAGUACUUGAUGUGAACGAGCUGAGAACGUUUUCUCUUUCUAAGAGGAAUGUUAAAGAGGAGAUGUUGGACCUUGGUCUGCAGAUCUUACCAACUGGCCUAAUGCCUCCAGUUGAGAUGGAAGAAGAGCUUGAAAUCGCAGCGAACGCACACACUUCUCCAGAUAAACCUCUGAACAGAAGAACUCACCCAUCAAGCAAAAGAAAAAAAUGUAAAGACAAGAAAAGAACAUCAAGAAAAAGAAAACCAACAGAACAAAUUAUACCAACUAAAACGAAUUCUGAUCUGUCAAGUGAAAGAAUGAAAUCUUUCAUAAUGCCGGGAAAUGUCACACAACAUCCAGAGAAAGCAGGUAAAGGCAGAACAUCCAACAAACAGCAUAAAGAAGAGCGAUUUAGUUGUGAAACCUGUGGGAAAGUAUUCCAGCGGGCAGAUCUUCUCACGGAUCAUGUGAAAAUUCACAGAAGACAGAAACCAUACGGUUGUGAUCAGUGUGAAAUGAAGUUUGCCAAACCCUCUUAUUUGAAAAUACACUUGCGUAGACAUGCCGGUGACAGGCCUUUUCCAUGUAACCAGUGUGAGAAGAGGUUUUUUGACAUCUAUGACUUAAGGGUGCACCAGAGAGAUCACACUGGAGAGAGACCUUAUAUGUGCCCUGAGUGUGGGAAGAGUUUUAAACGCGUUUACACACUUAACAAACAUAAACGGACCCACUCAAAGGAGAGACCUUUCCAGUGCUCUGUGUGUGGUAAAGCAUACAGAUAUGGGUACAGUUACAGAUUGCAUCAGAAAAACCAUCUCGAUUAGGGUCCAUGAUGUGUACCGGCAUUUUUUGUAACAGUAAAAGUUUUGUCUAUGACGUGCCUUAAAAAUCCUGCAGCGGAGGUUACAGAUAAACUAAGAGAAGAAUAUGAAUCCAUUGCUGCCCCUGAUUUGGAAUCAGAGGUCUCUGAUAGUUGUGCCCCAGAUUUGACAGAAGGUCAGAAAACUGUCCUCACAGACUUUGAGUUCUCAUCUGAGGAAUCUAGUGAUGAGGAGAGUGAAGAUCACUUGAGUCGAUGGAGCAAAGGAGACUCUUAUUGGAGCAAAUACCCUCCUCAAAACGAAACCGUGACCUCCUCACAGAGCUGUUCAGGCCCUGCACCAGGGUCUUCAGUAGAGACACCUAAAGAUGCCUGGGAACUUUUCAUGAGUGAAAACAUCAUUGAUGAGAUCCUGCAAUGCACCAACUUGGGUGGACUGAGAGCAGCAUUAGCAAAAGGCAAAGUGUGGCAAAAGAUCACUAAAGAAGAGCUAAAAGCCUUUAUUGGUCUGAGCCUUCUCAUUGGUGCGGAGAGAAGUUGUGACGUCCCAAUCCGGGAACUGUUUAUGGAUCCAUUACAGAACCCACUAUACAGAGCCACCAUGUCUGUUGGUAGAUAUCAAGACCUUCACAGAUUCCUGCAAUUUGAUAACAAGAAAACCAGAGUGGCAAGAGAGGCAUCAGACCACAUGGCAGCCUUCCGAAAUGUGUGGGACCUGUUCCUGAUCAACUGCAGGAAAAGGUUCAUCCCGAGGGAUUGUGUCACUGUGGGUGAGCAGCUUGUGCCAUUCCAGGGAAGAUGCAAGUUUCUGCAACACGUGCCAAGCCGCCCUACCAAGAGUGGCAUAAAAAUCGUUUGGAUGUGCGAUGCCGAGGUCCCCUACGCCAUUGAUGGGGUCAUCUACACAGGCAGACGGCCGGGAGAGGACACUGAGGAGAACCUUGCAGAGAACACAGUCCUGAGGUUGUCCAAUGGACUUCAGCAAAAAGGUCUCAACAUUACAAUGGACAGCUACUUCACCAGUGUCCCUCUGGCAGAGAAGCUAUUCGAUAAAAGCUUGACCAUGCUUGGGGCCCUUCACCAUAAGAAUCCACAUGUGCCGCCGAUUAUGAAGCCAUCCAAGUUACGAGCACUACAUACCUCUGAGUUUGGUUUUUGUGGCAAAGUAUUCAUGGUGAGCUAUGUGCCAAAACUAAAAAAGGCAGUGAUUCUGUUGAGUACAAUGCACACCAGCGAUGCGCUGAUUGAAACAAGUGCUAAAAACAAGCCGGAGGUCAUUCAGUACUACAGCCGCACCAAAGGAGGAGUCAGCAGUGUUAAGCUAAUGGCUGAAAAUUAUACUUGCAAGCAGCAAACAAAGAGAUGGCCUAUGCUGCUUUGGUAUAACAUGUUGGAUAUUGCCAUUGUAAACUCCUACUCCAUUUUCAUUGCUCAGCACCCUAGCUUCACGGGAGGUGGUCAUAACACCCAGCGCUUGUUCAUAAAAGAGAUAGUGAAAGAGCUUGUAAUGCCUCAGAUACAUAGGCGCAGAGAAGAAAGCCCUGGAUUAUCCAUGAUCAUCCUUGAGGCCAUGGACAGAUGUGGGAUGCCCACAACAUUGUCAGCUGUCAGUUCCGAGCUCCAAGAACAGAGCCGUCUGAACAGAAUAAGAAAAAGAUGUUAUUACUGUCCAUCUGAAAGAGACAGAAAAGUGAGCAAGUUCUGCAGUGAAUGCAGUCGCCCUGUCUGCAAAGAUCACAGUCACAUGUUGGUGACUUGCUAUCGGUGCAUGCAUUAAGCCCAUAGAGAAACAGUUGCUAUGUUUCUAUUCGGCAGUGAUGAUGACUGUUCUGCUGACAAGUUUAAUUUCUAAAGGAUUUCUUGUAGCACUGUCAUUUAAAAUAUUUAGUGUGUAUUGUAAAUAUGGUUUCUUUAAUUACUUGAAUUUAUUUAGUCUUUGAUUAGUUAUCUUUAAUUGUACCAUGUAAAUAUGGCAUCCAUACUUUAGAUAUAAUGUUGAGUUCAAAUUUCUUUCAGUUUUAUGCAUUAAACUUGAACAUUUUGACUUAUCAAAAUUGAGUCGUUUACUAAACAUGUAUACAAUUACAUGAAUGCUGUGCAUCUGAUCAAAUCCCAGAUAUAUUCUUGGGGGUAAUGUUACCUGUUCAUAGAUCAGUCAGGUGAAGGAAGUGUUAAAAAGUGUUAGUAAAUUAACAACACCACAAGGUGGAGCACGAAUCAGUUUUAGAUUGUAAUUCGGAAUGCCUCAGGUGAGUUAAUAAAUUGUUGGUUUUCUUUGUGA